Messenger RNA from Xyrichtys novacula (pearly razorfish), 185 nucleotides. The record is from the annotation of a GenBank genome assembly. NCBI's taxonomy places the organism in Eukaryota, Metazoa, Chordata, Actinopteri, Labriformes, Labridae.
UCGGGAUUAUUUACCGCUACAUCCAGCAGACUGAAGCUCCACAGUUACUCUGCCCCGGGAAUGCCUGCAGCCAUGCAGCAAUCAAAGCAGAGCGUCAUCCUCUACCACCUGCACCCAUGGGAGCACAAGAACGGAGAGGGAAAGAGAGUGGAAGGGGAGGGGAGGGAGGGGAAGAGGAUGGUUGA